CAACAUUUAUAUAUAAGAAACUGAUAUAAGAAUCAACAAUCAGCAGUGAACCAAGCUCUUAAAAGGGGUUAUGGCUUUGGCUUUCCAAAGAGAAGAAAUGAGUAUCUUAGAUAACAAGACAUUGGCAAUAGUGUUGUUUAUAUUGCAUCUUCUCUUAGCAGUUCUCUUGUUCCCUCUUUACAUGCAACCAGAGCCCCCUGUGGUAGCUCUAUGCUUAGGUGUCAUCCCUUGCUUUGUCUUGGUUUAUGCCACUAUCAUUUGGCGAGCCGGUACUGACAUGCAAAAGGGCUAUUUGUCACUAUUUGAGAGUGAACUCAGUGAAGAAAAACUAUGUUGAAUUGUUGAUUAGUAUUUGACAGUUUGAGAAAUUUGCACUAUUCUAUCUUCAAGUAGAUGAAACUUUGCUCAAGUAGAUAGUUGCGGAUAGAUAAGAUAUUAUAUUGUAUGGAGAGCUUUGUAGAGAGUCAAGCUUAUGUGAGGGGUGUUUUUAUUCACCAUCUCAUCCUUUUGUGGUAGUUAUCACUUUGCAGUGAAUAAUUUACUUGUACUUCUUCAAGGUUGGUUGUUUUUGUUUUUGGCAUUUGAGCAUGAAUUUGGAGGUUACAAUUGACAUAAACUUCUUAGUAUAGAAUCUAGUUAAUUAGUAGUUACAACAUAGGGCAUGUUUGCUCCAUUCGCUUCUGUUCUUACCGGAGAUCGGUCCUAGAGACGAUCUGCUGGGCAAGAUUGGUGAGCCUCCUUCGUUGGGUACACUUGUUGUUCCAGAGCGGGGGUGGUACCUGCAAAAGAGACUCUGAUGCUAAAGUUAGUGUUUGUGGAUGUGUGGGUCUCGUAUAAGUAAUGCACGUACCUUUGUGUGAAUUAGGGUUUCUCUGGGUCUUGGGCCCGAGAUCAAUUACGGUCUGCUCAGAUAAUGGGCCUUUGUCUUGGCCGAUGUUGUAUAGCGCGCGUCCGAUGUCAAUCUGUGCUGUGAUACCGAGCUCGAGCUCGGUUUCGCGGUACGGAUAGUACACUAGCCCCCCGAGCUCUGAAGACUGCGAGUCGAAGAGUUAAUACCGAGCUCGGUGAAGUGGCGUGACUUUUCGCGUACGCUCCUCUGUCAAGGUGCCAAGUGUCAUAACCGUCACCUCGUUCUCCAAAGCGUGCGGGCAGCGUGUUAAUGGGCACUGACGGUUUUGCAAUAAUAGUUGUACCCAUCAUAAUGGGCUUCAUUUAAUGUCCAUUAUUUUUGUCGUUUCUCUGCCCGUGCCAUGUCCGUUCACGUUUCCGUUUGAAAUUUGGAGACUUCUUUUCUUUCUCCCUUUCGCGCUUCCUCUCAUAUUCACUUUACCCUUUCUUCUUUGGCGUGCUCUCGACGCUUCCACCUUCCAUGCUCAUUCUUUGUCUUCUAUCUUUCUUGUCCCCGUCGUCGCCGUUGCCGAAAAUCGGGUCUUCGACGGCAAUCAGGUCCCCGUAUUUCAUCACUGUUCUGUCACUACCAAAGGAGUAUCAGGUACUUCGUUCUCUCUGCUUUCUCUUCUCGUUCUUUCUCUCCGUCGGUCUCUCUUUUCUUCUUUCUUCGUCUUCCUCCUUUUUGUAGCCUUUUCUAUUCUUGAUGGUUGGUAAUAGUGGUGUCGCAUCUUCUACGCCGGCCAAGGACAAGGAAAAGGCGCACGACAAAGCGGUGGCCAACGAGACGGCUGCCGCUGAAAAGAAAAGGGGUGGGAAAAACCCUAAAGAUUCCCACCCCGCCAUCACCGUCCCGGGCUACGAGUGGGUCCGAGGGGACCUCGGAGAGUUUCAGAGUGUCUUUAAAUCGUUUCUUGAGGUCAAUGCGAUGUGGAAAUCGCAUAGGAUCUGCCAAGGAUCCAUUUCCAAUCUCAUCCGGCUCGAGCCUUGCCAGCCCGGCGAGCGUGUGUACAUGCGGGGUACCUCGAAUCCCCCCUUUUUCUAUGUGUACCAGUGUUUUUUUAGGGAUUUAGGUGUAUGCCUACCCUUCACUCAGUUCGAGUGUGAUUUUUUGAAUUUUAUCAAUGCGGCUCCUUGCUAGCUGCACCCUAAUAGUUGGGGUUUUUUGAGGGCUUUUCAAGUCCUGUGCUCCACCCUGGGGAUAGGGUUGUCACUGCCCGCGUUUCUCCAUUUUUACCAGUUGAAGUUGGGUGACCCUCCCCUAGGGUGGGUGUCGUUGAACGGGAGUAAGGCUUGGGGAUUAUUCUCGCUUUACUCCAAUUUGUAUAAGGGCUUCAAACAGGAGUUCUUCCGAGUUUUGCCUAAGGAGGUCAACCCGUUAAAAGAUGAGGUGUUCCACUUCGGCGGGGAGGUUCCCCUUUACUGGUAGCAGGAUCCGAUCAAGUUCAACGGGUCAGCCAAUCUUCAGUUGAGGACCUCGAAUACUGCUGUCAUUACUGAUUUGACCGUGCUUCCUCGUCUUUUGGAUUGCAAGCUCGUUCUGUCGCUUGCUAAUUCGGCAUACAAUGAGAGGGGUUUAGAGAGUAUAAUGGGAAAGAGCAAGUGGUGUGAGCUGAAGUCCCGCUACAAUGUGGCUGAGAUCGAGGUCCCCGAGCCUCUGGAGGAGGAGGUUGCUCCUCUUGAAACUCGCAAGAAAAGAAAAAGGGGAGGGAAGGAGGUCAGGGGGACCUCCGCCCCUCGUGACGUUGAAGAGGUGACUUCGAAGGCUGUUGAUGCCGACACGGUCGACCUAACUAGAAGUCCUCCUCCUGAGGGAUCAUCCCGAGCUGCUGUGGAGGAGGUUGCUCAUGAGGCCCAGGUGGGGUCUGUGUCGACUACCACCGAGGCUCGAGUGGAGCCAAGCUCGGAGGCACCAAGGCCGGAUGCUUUAGUUGCUGCGCAGGUGGCGCCUUCCUCAACUCCCGCCGAAACCCGUGGAGGGGGUCCAAGCUCUAGGUUGCCGUCUCUGACCCCGGGGGCCGCCGUGCCGCCUCCACCUCCGCCAGGGGCUCCAAAGGGGAAGUGCAUCGUACAGAGCUUCGACACUACUCGCCCCCUAGCGAGGUUGGACCAUGUGAGCAUGUCGUCAGACGUGGACUCCAUGUGGAGCUCGGGGGUGACUGCUGAGCAAUUCUACCCGCGAGGUUCUCUCCACCAGGCCGACAAGGCGAUCCUCGAGAAGGUCGGGGCAGUGGAGGGCUUAGACUUUGCGGAGGUCUUCAUACAGAGGUCGAUCACGAUCGUGGAUCACUGGAAACACAAGUGGUCGAGGUUGUAAGGGGAGCUAGAGAGCGCCAGGAGCCGAAUCCAGCCUUUGGAAGAGGAGAACAAGGUAGGGGCCGCUCUCGACGAGGCCAAGAGGUAGAACGAGGCUGAGCUGCAAGCCACAAGGAGGGAUCUCGCAAGGGCUCAGAAGUCUUUUGAGAUCGCCUUGAGGGCUAAUGAGGUCUACGCUGCCCAGGUUGGCUAGCUUCAGGAGGUCUCUACUUUUGCCCGAGGACGGGUGCGUUCCUUGGAGGACGAGGUUACGGCUCUGAAGGCUGAACUAGAGGAAGCGGAUGAGAGGCGUCUCUGUGACGAGGUGCUUCUUGGUGGCAAGGAAGAGGAGGCCAAUGCCUUGAGAGCAGAUCUUGAUAAGCUAGUCGCGUCUAAGGCGGAGCUAGAGAGAAAGCUCGUCGAGACUGAGCGAGCUAUUUUGUUUGAGCAUAAGAAGGGCUUUGUCAAGACAGCUGGUCAGGCGAGGUUUCUUGCACCUGGGGUUGACCUUUCUGCCAUGCAUGUGGAGAAGGAGGUGCAAGCUGGGAGGCUCGUAAAAGAAGACGACCUUACUGACAGCUUGAGUGAGAACACGACUGCUUAGGCCGCGGUUUUGUAAUGACUUAGUUUAUUUCGUUCAUUUUUCUUUCUCUCUGAACUUCUUCUUUGUAUUGGUGAACUUGUUGUGUACAUAAUUUGCUUAUUUGC
Cajanus cajan (pigeon pea) is the source of this 3891-nucleotide messenger RNA. NCBI's taxonomy places the organism in Eukaryota, Viridiplantae, Streptophyta, Magnoliopsida, Fabales, Fabaceae. The record is from RefSeq and is a predicted model, not a curated record.